Molecule: messenger RNA, 894 nt
Organism: Penicillium nucicola
Lineage: Eukaryota; Fungi; Ascomycota; Eurotiomycetes; Eurotiales; Aspergillaceae
Exons: 4
Coding region: 1-894 (297 amino acids)
Biological process (GO): carbohydrate metabolic process
Molecular function (GO): isomerase activity; carbohydrate binding
Source: RefSeq, a predicted model, not a curated record
AUGAACAGAAAGGAGGACGCUAGAGACACAAUUUAUCUCGAGCAUCCGUGUGGUUCGAGUGCCACUAUUUCAAGGCUUGGUGCUACUGUUCUUUCACUUAAGACUGCGAGCAACAAUGAAGUUCUCUGGCUAGAUUCGGAUCGGUCGCAGGCUGCUAGUGAUGGCAAUAGGUUAUACGGGGGGAUUCCCGUGAUUUUCCCGACAUUUGGAAAUGUCGAAGACAGUAGAAUUAUGGCAAUUGGUGAUCAACAGGAUAUGAUUCGACACAUGGAGAGUGUUCCUCAUCACGGCUUCGCAAAAGACUGUGUUUGGGACCUGAUCACACCAGAUGACACCAAAAGCUACUACGACUUGCUGAAUACUGAAGAGCAAAAAGCUAAAAUCUAUCAAGACGGUCUUCCUCAGGCAUUACUUAGACUUUCCCCUCUCAAUGUACCUGCUGAUCUAGGAGGUUCCUGGCUAAAAGAGUCAGGAGACUGGGAUAUACUGUACAGAAUAAUGCUCAAAGAAGACGAGUUAUCCCUAGAUCUCUGUGUCCGAAAUCAAAAUACAAGAGAAGACUUCCACAAUGAUAUGCGUGCGAAAAUACUGUUUCACAAUUAUUUGUCAGUCUCGAACCCGGGCUCGAUGAAUAUAUAUGGUUUGAAUGACGCUAGGAUUAUGCUUGACUCGAAUUCUGCUAGACCCGUCUACACUGAUAAUGCGGUUUCCUUCAACAUUCCGGGAUUUAUAGACCAGGUCUGGACACUAAAGCAGAUUGAUACUGUGAAUGUGCUUGUGAAGAACAAGGUGAAAGGUUUAAUCCCCCAAUUCAGUAUUACGGCGUACAACUUGCCCGAUCUUGGUGAGUGGAAUCAUCAUGUUUCACCUGGGCCUUCCACCGGCAGCGCAUAG